This is a messenger RNA of Anthonomus grandis grandis, 866 nucleotides long. RefSeq lists its product as uncharacterized. The record is from RefSeq and is a predicted model, not a curated record. The transcript has 3 exons. NCBI's taxonomy places the organism in Eukaryota, Metazoa, Arthropoda, Insecta, Coleoptera, Curculionidae. Bases 144 to 548 code for a protein of 134 amino acids.
CAAUACACACCGACGGUCGGAUGAUAGUUCGCGUAAACCAGCGGAUCUAUUAAUAAAAAUGCCACACGAAAUUUGUUUUCAGUUUACAAUUUACGCCGCUGGUUCAGGUCAUUUCAGUUAUUGUUCACCAGCAAGCAUUUAAUAUGGAAAUUAAGAGUCUUGUGGCAUUAGUUGUACUGUUUUCAGUGUUUAAAAGUGGACGUGCCUUGCAUUGCUACACAUGCAACGUAUCUACUUCAACCUUAGACGAGAAUGGUUGUUCCGGUAUCGGAUCGUUAAAAGGUUGUGCGGGUGGUAGUGUAUGUUUGGCUGCCACUUAUGAAAAUGUACAUGAAUCUCCACCUGAAUUAUGUAUUGACAACUCUGAUGGAAAUGAGGAAUCAAAUGUAAUUCUUCAGCAGUUGUCCAUGAAACCAAAACGACAAAAGUCAAUGCACGAAAGGCAACAAAAACUGGCAAUGCACUUUCAAGAUAUUUUAAAUUUUGCUAAUACUGACCAAAAGUUGGAUUUGUUGAAAGAGUUCUCAAUUCUCUCCUGCCCACCUUAGAAGCUUUAGACUACAACACCAUGGCUUUUCCAUCAACUAAACACAUUGUGCAUUAUGAAAAAAUCACACCACAGCAGAGAUUUUGGUCCGCAAAGAAAAAACAAAGUCUGCAAUAAAGAACUCCUCUUUACAGGAAUCAGAUACUAUUGCGGUCGAAUUAUUAUUGGAUGUUACGUGUGCCGGUGUUGCUUGUAUUGUCACAUGACAUGCAUGUUUAAAUAGCAAAAUUUUAUGUGGAAAGAAUCAUAAAGUAAUAUUCUAAGCGAUAUUUAAUCAUUUUAUUAAAUAAAUAAAUGUUUUAAGCAUUUUUUUAAAGAA